AUGCAGGUGCACAUCAGGAAGUCACCGCGCGCCGUCAUCCUAUCGUCCUCUGGGGCCGGUGCUGCCCAGCAUGGAGCGCCCCAACAGGACGCGGUAUCGCUGGUCAUAUCGAUGGCCUCAGCAGGGACUAGCGCGCCUACAGGCUCCACUAGGGCCGUCAUCGAACUCUUGCCCACCUCCAAUCUGGGGCUGUCCGACUUGAGGAGGGUCACGCCGGCGGGCAGACCUGCUCACGGCUGUUUGGGACUUAUGAAUGUAGGGCCGGAUGUUUUUGCCGUCAUCGUAGUCAGAUCCAUCAAAGUAGGAUCUGUCAGACCUGGGGAGGAGGUCUCCAGGAUCAGUGCCGUAUCUUUCGUCUGCAUCAAUAGAGCCAGCUGGGAUGACAUCUUGGAUCCUUCAAUGAGUGAGAGUGGGUCCUUCGAUCCAUACGCCGGCGAGUCAAGCUACACAACAACCAAUACAAGCACAGUAGCAAUAAGGGAGGAACAUCCCUGCACAUCUCUCAGAAAGCUGCUGAGCACCGGCAGCUUCUACUACGCCGAGAAGAAUGCCUUCGACCUCUCCAGACGUUUGGACCGACGUUGUCGCCUACGGAAAGCAGCGAAUUCUGAGGGCGGAAAGCGUCCCUUCAAGUUUCCCUCGGCAGACAGACAGCGCAACAAGCAAGCCAGCAGCUUGACCAAAUUCGAUGCCAGAUUUGUGUGGAACACCUAUAUGGCCGAGCCACUGCUGCAUUUCCGCGCUGGCCUCGAUCCUGGGGAGCAAGGCAGGCUGGAUCGUGCUGGCUUUCUGGUGAGUGCUUUUUGGUGGAAACUGUUCAUACCGCGCGAGUAGUAGCCGACGUGGGAUCGUACAAUGCCGCAUAACCUUGCCAGCUUCUUGUCAUACAAGGCUUCGUGGCGACCUUCGAAUGGCCUGCAUCUGGAACACAGUCACACAAGCCCUACGCUUCCACAAUGCCAGGUCCCGGCCCUAGCUCUUCGAUCGACGCGUUCGGUCCUAAUGCUAUAGGAUCUGUAGCAGCUUCUUCUUCUCAGAGCGGCACCACUCUAGCGCUCAUAAGUCGACUGAGCUCGAAAAGGGCUGGCACUCGAUUCAAUACACGAGGCAUCGAUGACGAUGGCAACGUGGCCAACUUUGUCGAAUCCGAGACACUCUUCACGCACGAGUCUGUCACUAUGAGCUACACGCAAGUGAGAGGAUCGCCGCCGAUGUUCUGGGAGCAACAAGGGCUGCAGACCUUCAACGCGAGGAUACAGAUCACCAGGCCUAGACUAGCCUCUCAGCCUGCUUUCGAUCGGCAUUUUGUCGAUCUGCUGUCCCAAUACAAAGCAGUGCACGCGAUCAACCUGCUCGGUACGCGCGAUGCAGAGACGAUACUCAGCGGAGCAUACGGCGAACAUAUGAGGCACACUUUAGCCCAUACCUUGGCUGAAUCCAUGCGCUCGGCUAGGCAUGGAGAAAGCGCCCAUCAAGUCGACGAGAAAAGCGGCCUCGGUUCCGACAGCGAGAGCUCGGAAGCCGAUUCGCGAGAUGACGACAGCAGUGACCUGGAGAAGCUUGGCCUCACCAAUUUUGACUUCCAUGCCACCAGUAGGCUGCACGGUGGGCUGGACGGCGUCAGGUCAGAGCUCAAGUACCUUGGGCCCGUUCAGCUGAAGAAGCAAGCUUUUGGGUUCACCGUGGUAGUCGAGGGAGGAGAGCAAGAAGGGGUGUAUCGCCAGCAGGCUGGGCUCUUCCGCGUGAAUUGUCUCGACUGGUGAGUCAUUUCUUGCCAAAUGCGUGCAAUUCGCUGAGAUCCGUGCUUGAGAACAGCUGACAUUAGAUUGUGCGACACAGUCUUGACAGGACAAACGUCGUUCAAGACAUGCUAUCGCAAUCAGCGCUGGAGACUUUCUUCGAGAGGGCUAGCAAGCACAGUGCCGCUUUCGAGCCCUUCGUGCCCUCUGGCCAUCCGAUUUGGUCUACGCAUCGUAUCAUGUGGGCGGAGAACGGCGAUGGUAGGUCAAGAUGAUCUUACCUUCCCGGCGCAACCGAGACUGACCAAGUAUGCUUCCCGCACGCAGCUCUCAGCAAGAUCUAUGCUGGUACUGGAGCAUUGAACACGAGCUACACGCGUGCAGGCAGCGGCAAGAAGACGCUUGGAGGCUUUCUUAGCGAUGCAGCAAAGAGCGCUGGACGCAUGUACAUCAACAACUUCCAAGACAAAUCCAAGCAGAGCGUUAUAGAUGCGCUUCUGGGCAAUCUCGCGAACCAAAAGCCCGUCAGCGUGUACGAUCCCCUUAAUGACUCGGUCAGCGCCGAGUUACAGGACCGUCUCGACGAGUACUCGAGCACGCGCGAGCUCGACAUCUUUGUUGGCACGUGGAACCUGGCGGGCCGCGCUCCGAUGGGCGAGUCCCUUCUACCAUGGCUGUUCCCGCAGGGCCCAGGAGAGGCCAGCAAAGAAGCAGACAUUAUCGCUCUUGGAUUUCAAGAAGUGGUACCCCUCACUCCCCAGCAGAUUUUGAUGACAGACCCUGACAAAAUCCGAGUAUGGGAAAGCGUACUGGUGGACGCGCUGCAUAAGAGACCGAACAAAAGGGGGGAUUACAUCCUGCUGAGAAGUGAGCAACUUGUAGGAUCUGCGCUGGUCAUCUUCGUGAAGGACACAUUGGUGGACAGCGUUCGGCAAGUUGAGGCUGCUUCCCGCAAGACCGGGCUCAAAGGCAUGAGCGGAAACAAAGGCGGAGUAGCUAUCAGGCUUAAUCUUUGGGACACAAGCCUAUGCUUCAUCACUGCCCAUCUCGCCGCUGGCUCUUCAAAUGUAGAGGAACGCAAUGCCGAUUAUCACACCAUCUUGAGAGGGCUUGCAUUCCAGAAAGGACGCAGCGUUGCAAGUCACGAUCACGUCUUCUGGGCUGGAGACUUCAACUAUAGAAUAGAUCUACCGAAUGAAACCGCCAGGCCUCUUUGCGCGCAGCAAGAAUUUGCACAGCUUUACGCUCGAGAUCAACUGGAUCGGGCGCGAGCGUCGGGAUCGGCAUUUGGGGGCUACGAAGAAGGCGAGGUGCGCUUCUUGCCAACGUACAAGUACGACUUUGGGUCUACAUUGUAUGACACUUCGGAGAAGCAGCGUGUGCCGGCUUGGACAGACCGUAUUUUGUUUCGGGCGGCAAGACCUGGCAGCUUGACACAAACUUUGUACAGCAGAGCAGAGCUCAAGACUUCUGAUCAUAGACCUGUCUACGCUAGUUUCAAGGCGGAAGCCAGGGUCUUCGACCACGAUCGCAGGAAUGCCAUUCGUCGGAACUUGCUUGCGGCGGGCAAAAGCGCUCAAGCGCGCAGCGGAGGUUUGGCGCAUCAGUUGCCACACCCAGGCUCGUCUUCAGAAGAAGAUAGCGGUGACCAACUUGACUGUGAGUAGGUGCUAGCUGACAGUCGGAUCUGGACAGCUGACGGACUGGUGCCCGCGCAAAAUUCGCAUUACUCCAGUGCCCCCUCCUUCCGACGAGCACUCCAAUUGGUGGGAUACCGGUAAGUCCACCUGAGUGCGCCAACGCCAGUCCAUUUCCUGAACAUAUUAGCUCACGCACCCGCUUGACGAUGACAAUUAUGUGGGAGUAGCAUCGAGCGAGGAUGAAUUAGACCCCUCGAGCGAUGACUCGAGUGCUGGUAGCGCGCAUGGCAAUCCUUUCGUCAACGCAGAUCGUGAGAAGCCUCAGCGGCAACAGCCCUCACAAGGCCUCGCGACACCAUACAGACGGCCACCACCUCAACCUCCCAAAAGAGGUGACACAAUUCGGGCCAAGUCAAAUUCCACUUCUAGCCGCUCCGUCCCUGCUCCAAGUCCAGAUAGGCGACGGGAUUUUGAUGCGACAUUGUUGCCAAAGGCUACCUCCGUAGCAGCUCGAGCCAAGAUGUUCGAAGGCUCUGCUCCCUUCGAGCCUCAGUGGGACGCCGAUGGCGUUAUAGAAGCUGAUGAUCAGCAAUCUGCAGCGCAUCAAAUCGCUGCUGCAAAGCCUGGGCCGCCUCCCAUUCCGAUCAGACCCGGCAUGGGAUCUAGAACAGCCAGCUACAGCUCUGUUCGGAGUGGCAAAAGUCUCAUGGAUAGCGAUAGCGAUCAGGAAUCUGCUAGUCAUGCGUUAGGAGACGUUCUCAAGCCGGGACAAUGA
Ceraceosorus bombacis is the source of this 4154-nucleotide messenger RNA. Lineage: Eukaryota; Fungi; Basidiomycota; Exobasidiomycetes; Ceraceosorales; Ceraceosoraceae. The record is from the annotation of a GenBank genome assembly.